Drosophila persimilis is the source of this 385-nucleotide messenger RNA. Its product is annotated as proline-rich proteoglycan 2. NCBI's taxonomy places the organism in Eukaryota, Metazoa, Arthropoda, Insecta, Diptera, Drosophilidae. The record is from RefSeq and is a predicted model, not a curated record. Bases 19 to 231 code for a protein of 70 amino acids. The transcript has 2 exons.
GGACAAUCGAACAGAAAGAUGCAUUUCAACUGUCAUUACCUUAUCAGCCUGCUGCUGAUGCUGCUGUGUGGUUCAUUAGUGAGCGCUUAUCCCCAGGGUGGUCCCUGCGGACCGCCACCAAGUGGCCCGCCGCCAUCUGGACCUCCGCCAUCGGGACGCCCGCCAGGCGGACCGGGCGGACCGGGCGGACGCUGUGGACCCCCGCCCUCGACAACCGCUUCAUCGGGAUGAGGAGCGUUCCGAUCUUACGCCCAGUCCCAAUCCCAGUCCACACCCGGCACGACACGUUCCAUGCGAAACUUCCUAUUGCUAAGUGUAUCCUUUCUGCGUAUUUUGUAUUUUUUUGCUCAAUCUAGAAUAUAUGUUUAUGUGUAAUCCUGCAGAA